Messenger RNA from Pocillopora damicornis (cauliflower coral), 828 nucleotides. RefSeq lists its product as uncharacterized. NCBI's taxonomy places the organism in Eukaryota, Metazoa, Cnidaria, Anthozoa, Scleractinia, Pocilloporidae. The record is from RefSeq and is a predicted model, not a curated record.
CAUCAUAUAACCAAAAACUUUCGAGAGGAAAUGUCAAAAGAACUUGACAAUCUAAGCCGUAAGCUUGAAGCCAUUUCUACAAGAGUUGACAGUUUGGACGCCGCCAUUGAUGACUUACUGAAGUACAGCUUUCAGUAUAACAUCAAAAUUAUUGGCUUUCCUGAACAGGAUGAACACGAGUCUUCUGAAACCACCACGCAGUUGUGUUUAAAGCUUUUCCAUGCUAUCGGAGCCGAGGGAGUGACGAAAAACGACAUUGAUAUCGCUCAUAGAGUGGAUGGCCGAAGGGCUGACCGCCAUUACCCAAGACCUAUUGUGUGCAAGUUUAUAAGACGACUGGCCAAAGAAGAAGUCAUGGCUCAUUGUAAUGAAACUUCCAACUUAAACCCUGAUGAUCUGGAUUUAUCUGCUGAUUUUCACACGAGAAAUAUCCAAAUUCAUGAACACCUGAUCCCGAGAUUACAGCAACUUCUUAGCGAGACAAACAAAUCGAAAUCAACACAUCAAUUCCAGUACGUCUGGGUGAAGAACUCUGAGAUUCUGGCUCGUAAAUCUAGUAGUUCUCAGGUCUUCAAAUUAAAACGCAUGGCCGAUCUUGACAAUCUGAAACAAAGCUUGGUCAGUAAUCCAACUCAGGAUUAAGGAGAUAAGUGUGUUAAUUGUUAUUCGUUUAUAAUCUUAAUGAUGUGAUACAGUUAUUGGAAAUGGCUUUGCACAAAGAGAUGAAAAAUCUCGCUAAAGAAACAAAUUUCUGUUGAUGGAAUUGCCAUAUUAUAACUGGAAAGAUCUGAAAAAUGCCCACCCGCAGUAUAACGCUUUACUGGACAC